Messenger RNA from Rhincodon typus (whale shark), 1980 nucleotides. RefSeq names its product ALK tyrosine kinase receptor-like. Gene Ontology annotation, molecular function: ATP binding; transmembrane receptor protein tyrosine kinase activity. The record is from RefSeq and is a predicted model, not a curated record. NCBI's taxonomy places the organism in Eukaryota, Metazoa, Chordata, Chondrichthyes, Orectolobiformes, Rhincodontidae. The transcript has 8 exons. Gene Ontology annotation, biological process: regulation of cell population proliferation; positive regulation of kinase activity; cell surface receptor protein tyrosine kinase signaling pathway. The annotation marks the transcript as partial. Gene Ontology annotation, cellular component: signaling receptor complex; membrane.
ACUCUUCCAGAAAUCUGCUCUGAACAAGAUGAAAUGGAUUUCCUGAUGGAGGCUUUGAUUAUCAGCAAGUUUAACCAUCAGAACAUUGUCCGAUGUAUCGGUGUGAGUUUGCAAGCCUUGCCUCGGUUUAUCCUCUUGGAGCUCAUGACUGGAGGAGACAUGAAGACUUUCCUUCGUGAAAACAGGCCCAAAGCUACACAGGUAUCGACAUUGACAAUGCUGGACCUUCUGAACAUGGCCAAGGAUAUAGCUUGUGGCUGCAAAUACCUGGAAGACAACCAUUUUAUUCACAGGGAUAUUGCAGCAAGAAACUGUUUACUAACCUGCAGUGGACCCAGGCGAGCAGCCAAAAUUGGAGAUUUCGGGAUGGCUCGAGAUAUUUAUAGGGCAAGCUACUACAGAAAAGGUGGACGUGCCAUGCUGCCAGUCAAGUGGAUGCCUCCAGAAGCUUUCCUUGAAGGAAUUUUCACCUCCAAGACAGACACAUGGUCAUUUGGUGUGUUGCUGUGGGAAAUUCUGUCACUUGGAUACAUGCCAUACCCCUGCAAAAGCAAUCAGGAAGUCUUGGAGUUUGUAACGAGUGGUGGAAGAAUGGACCCACCCAAGAACUGCCCUGGGCCUGUAUAUCGCAUUAUGACCCAGUGUUGGCAGCACCGACCAGAAUACCGGCCUGAUUUCUCCACCAUAUUGGAAAGAAUUAACUACUGCACACAAGAUCCAGACAUUGUCAACACGCUCCUCCCUGUUGAGUAUGGCCCAACGGCAGAGGACGAAGGGAAUACGGUGAUGCGACCUGACAGCUCUGGUGGUGUGACCCCACUGCUGAGGGUCAGCUCGACUCUCGCUGCCACUCGCCCUCACACUGCCAGUCAGAUGGCGGAGUUCCUGCAAUCCGGGUCGAAACUCCAAAACAUUCAGGAGUUGCCAAAGGGAGAAAGCUUUGGCACCAAGGUGGAGAAUGGCUAUCAGACAGCCCCCACCAGCGGCCACUGGCUUUACUAUGAAGCCGGGGCGGCUCACUCCUCUGAAGUAAAACCUCAACAGGAGCAGAGGUUGAGGAACCAGACCAAAACCUUGUGGAACCCCACUUAUGGAUCCUGGGUCUCCGAGAGUUACCAGAGAGCUUCAGUGCCCUCCGAGGUGGGAGAGAAGCCCCUGAAUGCCGCUGAGAGGGAGGACUCGGGCUUAGAUUGCAACAGCAGUUCCCCACCAAGCUCCCGGGAAUCCCCUUCCCCAGGCAGCCACGGCCUGGCUCUAGAAGUUGGAGGCCAGUUGCUUCUCAAAGCGCAGAGUUUCCCUUGCGGAAAUAUCAAUUAUGCUUAUGAUGGACUGGGCAUUGAUACAGAUGGUGCCCAGGUACCACGGGACUCAAAUGAGGAGGACGGUCCCAGGCAGAAGAUGGCAGGUCUCAGCAAGGAAAUGCAUUGCCUUUACAACCCAGAGAAGUCAGCAAGAGAUCGUGACUCAGGCCUGUCGCUGUCAGAAGACCUCAGCAUCACCUCUGUAUGAAACCUAACAAGGAUCUGAGAUACAUGCCACAUUGCACAGAUCAAGUUUCAGUUAUAAUCUGUAAGAAGCAAAGAGACACAAUUCCAUUUGACACUGUACCUAGAUUGGAUUGCAAGCUCCCUCCAAGGCCGGGAGAUCUUGAUGGGGCUCAAGGUAGGAAAUAAGCAGCCUCAUCAUGUUGGAAGGCCAUUAAAAACCUAGACAGGAUUCUUUCACUCUGCUCAUUUUUCUUUGAUAUUAUUGACUUGAUAGGAAGAGUACGUAGCCCAGAAGAUCUCUAAUCAGGACUCUGUAGCUGUUUCCACGUUAGUCCUGCAAAUCCUCCUUCUUGUAAAUGGAACUCUUGGCUAAGUGCCAUGUUCUCUAUAGAACAGCCCGGUAAAGAACUGACUAAUCUGAUUGAAUUGGGGGUGAUCAGCUCACACACCAGAAGAAGCUAGAAUUCACAUCUCUGACCCCAGCAAUACUUUA